Messenger RNA from Daucus carota subsp. sativus, 1388 nucleotides. RefSeq names its product novel plant SNARE 11. Lineage: Eukaryota; Viridiplantae; Streptophyta; Magnoliopsida; Apiales; Apiaceae. The coding region runs from base 232 to 1017 and encodes 261 amino acids. Gene Ontology annotation, cellular component: ER to Golgi transport vesicle membrane; Golgi apparatus; SNARE complex. The record is from RefSeq and is a predicted model, not a curated record. The transcript has 10 exons. Gene Ontology annotation, molecular function: SNAP receptor activity; SNARE binding. Gene Ontology annotation, biological process: vesicle fusion; retrograde vesicle-mediated transport, Golgi to endoplasmic reticulum.
AUAAAACUCAAAACUAAAACUAAAAAUCAAAUUUAAAAAAACAUUUUUAAUUUAAAAUUUGAAAAUCCCUAUCAUCAUCUUCUUGAACUGUUCUUCUUCAGUUUCAGAUCCAUUUACAUCUGCUUCAGAUCCAGUGAACGAGCGAUACACACACAUAUACAUACAGAUAUUUGUAUCUAUACAUCUACAUUGCGCUGAUUAGCAGCGAUUUUUUCGCCGAGGUUUUCGGAGAUGGCGUCCUUGUCUGCAAUCAGUGAGGAGCUAGCUCAACUCGACGGUCAAGUCACCGAUAUUUUUCGAGCAUUAUCGAAUGGAUUUCAGAAGUUGGAGAAGAUGAAGGACUCGAAUCGGAAGAGUAGGCAGUUGGAGGAGCUUACGGAUAAGAUGCGCGAUUGUAAGAGGCUUAUUAAAGAAUUCGACAGAGAAGUUAAGGAUAUGGAAUAUAGCAAUGAUGCAGCUACGAAUAGGAUGCUAAAUGAGAAAAAACAGUCAAUGGUGAAGGAGUUAAAUUCAUACGUUGCUCUCAAAAAGCAGUAUGCCAGCAAUCUUGACAACCAGCGAGCUGAUCUCUUUCAGGCUCCUGAUGAAGCUUCUAGGGACGAUAAUAGCCUAAUGGCUUCAUCUAUGACAAAUCAACAACUAAUGGACAAUGGCAACCAAAUGAUGGACGAGACAGAUCAAGCAAUUGAGAGGUCCAAAAAGGUUGUCCACGAAACUGUAAAUGUCGGUACAGAGACUGCUGCAGCUUUGAAGGCACAGACUGAACAAAUGGGUAGGAUAGUUAAUGAGCUGGAUUCCAUCCACUUCUCCAUUAAGAAGGCUUCUAAGCUGGUCAAGGAAAUUGGUAGGCAGGUUGCAACUGAUCGCUGUAUUAUGGGUUUGCUCUUCCUCAUUGUUAUCGGUGUUAUAGCGGUCAUCAUUGUGAAGCUUGUGAACCCAAAUAACAAAGACAUCCGAGACAUCCCCGGACUAGCUCCUCCAGCUUCUACUAAUAGAAAACUGCUCUGGCAAAAUUAGUAUACAAGCCAAAAGUGCUUUUGUCUGGGUGGAGUAUCAGCAUAUUCGCUGUUAACGAUGGUGCCUGUGUUAUAACAAUAACCUCAUGGAUUUGAAAGGCAGAUGUGAUGGCUCAAUGAAUUGCCUUAAUGCACUUGAUUGGAUUACUCUCUAUCAAUGUCAUCGUCCUAAGUUCAUAUUGCAUCAGUCAGAAGUUUAUUGUACGUUGAUUUUGUUACGACUUCACUUUCCUUGCUAGAUAUAUACAAUUCAGCGAGAAAAGUUUUCAAAUUCACUCCGUGUUCCUUUGUAUCCAGUAUUUAUUCAUCAUAUUCAUUAAUUAUGUAUAUUCUGAUUAUAAAAUUCUUUUCUAUACAUCUUUCUCAUCUGUU